Metarhizium album ARSEF 1941 is the source of this 1866-nucleotide messenger RNA. Its product is annotated as WASP-like pretein las17p. Bases 1 to 1866 code for a protein of 621 amino acids. Gene Ontology annotation, molecular function: actin binding. NCBI's taxonomy places the organism in Eukaryota, Fungi, Ascomycota, Sordariomycetes, Hypocreales, Clavicipitaceae. The transcript has 3 exons. The record is from RefSeq and is a predicted model, not a curated record.
AUGCCGUCGAUACUCAACGAGGACGACAAGGAUACUGUCAAGCGGUUUGUCCCCAAGCAGUCCAACAAGAUCCAGGCGGUCGGAGUCGCUAGGCUCUACGUCGCAUACCCGAACCGAUCAAAAUGGACCUAUUCGGGGCUUCAAGGUGCCAUCGUGCUGGCCAAUGACCUGGUUGGCAAUACGUAUUGGCUUAAGAUGGUGGACAUUUCGCCCGCCAACCGUGGCGUCAUUUGGGAUCAGGAAAUCUACGAGACCUGGCACUACCACCAAGACCGUACCUUCUUCCAUACCUUUGAGCUUGAAGAUUGCUUAGCAGGAUUAAGUUUUGUUGACGAAAAGGAAGCCAAGCAGUUCAGGAAGAAGAUGGAUGAGCGGGAAAAAAACGCCAGCCGAGCUACGAAAUCAACCCCCUUUGGAGGAGGCUCGCAACCCGUCCACAAGCACAGCUUGCUGGGCAGCUUUUUUGGUCAUCGUCACUCGUCUGCCCCGUCGCCUACUGAAUCAACGAGGCCCAGUCUACUGCCGCAUCCGUUUCACCACCACUCGCCUUCGUCCUCACAAAGCAUGGAUGGCGGGAUUGUGCCGUCGCAGUUUCCCUUACUAGAUGCCUUUGAUCCGUUGUGGAGGGAACAUUUUGGACGGGAUCUUACCGAAAAAGGUCUUACUGAUGAUUUCAUCAAGGAUAACCAAGAGUUCAUUGUCGAUUUCCUGCGAGAGGAGGAAGCCAAGUUGAAUAAACCCUCACUCACGCCGCCGCCGCCAGCGGUCUCUGCGCCUACGAAUGGAGGGGAUUCAAAAGUUGCCAGGGCACCACCUCCUCCGCCGCCAGGUAGUGUCUCGUCAUCAUCCUCAUCCACGAAACGAGGAGCGCCUCCACCUCCACCGGCCCCGAGGCGAUCUGCUAAAGCUGAUGGAUCACCAAGAGAAGCAAGCCCUCCUCCUCCGCCAUCUCCUCCCCGUCUCAGAUUCAAUGCUCCUCCGCCGUUGCCAGACGCAGGAAAAUUCGCAAACGUCGAGCAGCCGAGGCGGAAGCCAAUCUCAACACCAACGGCGUCAGUGCCGGGCCCUCUCCCGCCCCCUCGCCCGGCCAAGACACCCAUCGAACCCGAGAUCUCUAGCCACAAAUUCCCUGUUCCUCCCGCCGUCCAACGCCUUCUUCCUCCGACUCCAAAUCGUGGGCCGGUGCCGCCGCCGCCCCCCCCUCGAUCAAAUGACUCCCAUUCAGCACCUCCCGCUCCUCCGCCAUUACCUCCCAAGAUACCACCAGCCAGCAGUGCUCCGCCGCCUCUGCCACCAUCGAGCUCGAGACCUAUGCCUCCUCCCGCCGCUGUCAGCAUCCAUCCGCCUCCCCCACCAUUGCCCACGUCGAAUGCUCCUCCGCCCCUGCCCUCAUCGAGCGCCCCUCCGCCUCCCCCGUUACCCUCAUCGAAUGCUCCUCCUCCUCCACCCAUGCCAUUCAGCGGUCCGGCAGCUCCUCCGCCUCCUCCUCCGCCUCCUAUGCCAUCUUCAAGCGGAGCACCUCCUCCUCCGCCUCCCCCCCCACCUAAUCGCGACUCAGGCUACUCCUCUGGUGUCCCAGUCGGCGCCCCGGCAGCAGCUGACAAGGGUCGAGCCGCCAUGCUGGGCGAUAUCCAAAAGGCAGGAGGUAUCGGGUCCCUCAAGAAAGUUGACAAGACUCAAAUCCGGGACAGAUCCGCCGCACAGGUCGGCGGAGGCGGUGACUCGGGAAGCGCCGGUUCACCAGCUGCUGCUGGCGCCGCUGCUGGUGGAGGCGGCAUGGCGGACGCCUUGGCUGCAGCGUUGAAGAAGAGAAAGGAUAAAGUUUCCAAGAGUGAUGACGAAGGUGAUGAUGAUGACUGGGAUUAA